Messenger RNA from Acomys russatus (golden spiny mouse), 1229 nucleotides. It is a transcript of the gene Itgb1bp1, whose product is annotated as integrin subunit beta 1 binding protein 1. Gene Ontology annotation, molecular function: integrin binding. Bases 222 to 824 code for a protein of 200 amino acids. Gene Ontology annotation, cellular component: cytoskeleton; ruffle; lamellipodium. The record is from RefSeq and is a predicted model, not a curated record. Lineage: Eukaryota; Metazoa; Chordata; Mammalia; Rodentia; Muridae. Gene Ontology annotation, biological process: negative regulation of focal adhesion assembly; negative regulation of substrate adhesion-dependent cell spreading. The transcript has 7 exons.
GGCCUGCGCCUGCGCGUACCUGGGGCGUGGUCUAGCGGAUCAGGGCAGGAGAACUGGCAAAGCUGGCGCUGGAUUUCGAACUGGAGUAGCCGCACGGCCGCCACCGCAGGACCACUUUACACCCCGCGAGGCGCGGGUGGCCUGGGGACGAGCGGAGGAGGCGAGUACUGGAAACGCCUGUCCCGCCAGGACACCCUCUCUGGAUCAAGCUAUGGUGAAAGAUGUUCCGCAAAGGCAAGAAGAGACACAGCAGCAGCAGUUCCCAGAGCAGUGAGAUCAGCACAAAGAGCAAGUCUGUGGAUUCCAGCCUUGGGGGUCUUUCGAGAUCCAGCACUGUCGCCAGCCUGGACACAGACUCCACCAAAAGCUCAGGACAAAGUAACAGCAACUUAGACUCAUGUGCUGAGUUUCGAAUAAAGUACGUUGGUGCCAUCGAGAAACUGGACGUGUCUGAGGGGAAGAGCCUCGAGGGACCACUAGACCUGAUCAAUUAUAUAGAUGUUGCCCAGCAAGAUGGAAAGUUGCCUUUUGUUCCCCUGGAAGAGGAGUUUAUUCUGGGCGUUUCCAAGUACGGCAUAAAAGUCUCGACCACAGAUCAGCACGGCGUUCUGCAUAGGCAUGCCCUGUAUUUAAUCAUCCGGAUGGUGUGUUAUGAUGAUGGCCUGGGAGCUGGGAAGAGCUUGCUGGCACUCAAGACCACAGAUGCAAGCAACGAAGAAUACAGCCUGUGGGUUUACCAGUGCAACAGCCUGGAGCAAGCCCAAGCCAUCUGCAAGGUCUUAUCCACAGCCUUCGACUCUGUGUUGACCUCUGACAAGUCCUGAACUCUGCAGUCAAUGGAAACUGAGCCAUCACGGGAGAGCUCAUCUGUCCCUGCAUCCGUCUGCAGCUACGGCCUAUUAGAGGGUGGGAUGCCCUGGUCCAGUUUUCUAAAAUGUAAUGUAUAAAAUAUCGGUCUUAUACUAAUAGGUGUUAUUAACAGUAGGUUAACUUUCAAUAAUUACCUACUUUAUUGGCUAAAAAGAAACCUUGGAGGCUGGACAGGUAGCUUGGUACUUAAGAGCACUUGCAGAGGACUUGGGUUCAGUUUCCAACACCAACAUGGUGGCUCAAAACUGCCUGUAACUCCAGUUCCAGGAGAUCUGACGUCCUCUUCUGGCUUCCUCAGGUACCAGGCAAACAUGUGGUAUACAUACAUACACGCAGCCACUCACACAUACACAUAAAAA